This is a messenger RNA of Benincasa hispida (wax gourd), 348 nucleotides long. NCBI's taxonomy places the organism in Eukaryota, Viridiplantae, Streptophyta, Magnoliopsida, Cucurbitales, Cucurbitaceae. The record is from RefSeq and is a predicted model, not a curated record.
AUGAAGGAUUUGGGUUCCCUUAGUUACUUUCUUGGUCUUGAGGUAUCAAUGAGCACUGCUGGCUAUUCAUUGUCUCAAGCGAAAUAUGCUUCAAACUUAUUGGUGCAUUUCGGGAUCAUUAGCUCUGCUACAACCCCGACAUCACUCGAUCCUAGUGUUCGUCUGACUCCGUUUGAUGGCGUUCCUUUUGAAGAUGUCACUCUCUUCUGUCAACUUAUUGGUAGCCUAAUUUACCUAACAGUGACUUUUCCCAACAUUGCAUAUGUUGUUCACAUUGUAAGUCAAUUCAUGGCUGCCCCUCGAACCAUUCAUUUUACUGCUGUUCUCCGUAUUCUUCCUGGACUCUAG